Scylla paramamosain (green mud crab) is the source of this 10155-nucleotide messenger RNA. RefSeq names its product microtubule-associated serine/threonine-protein kinase 3-like (gene dop). The transcript is spliced from 23 exons. Gene Ontology annotation, molecular function: protein binding; ATP binding; magnesium ion binding. Gene Ontology annotation, biological process: intracellular signal transduction; peptidyl-serine phosphorylation. Lineage: Eukaryota; Metazoa; Arthropoda; Malacostraca; Decapoda; Portunidae. Bases 2835 to 7784 code for a protein of 1649 amino acids. The record is from RefSeq and is a predicted model, not a curated record.
GUACAGACUCCUCCUCUUUCUUCCUCCUCCUCCUCCUCCUCUUCCUCUUAACCUCGCACGCGCACCAGACAACUACUUUAUAUAUGCUUUUUGUGCCGCUCUUGCGCUGCUCAGACAAAAAAUAACCUUGUAUCGUUGCAGUGUCCGCGAGAAAGACGCUGAGAAAAUGUGCGCCGUGCUCUUGUCUCCGUAACUUGUGACUCGGAAAGACAGUGACGGUGACGGUGACGCUAAAGGCAGUGACAGAACACAAUGAAAAGGAGCAGUAACGUAUGUAAACCUCACGCCCUAGGAUCACCCAAUAGUAGAAGUGUGAUACAGUAUGGCAUGGAAAACUAACUUAUUGGAAACACAGAAGGAGGAGCGCAGCAGCAGAAGUGGUAGUAGGAGUAGCAGAAGGGUGGUUAAGAAUGGAUCUGGGCCCCGUGAGGACCAUAUAGCGAUUUCAAGUGACAGUAGCAGAAAUAUUGAGGCUUCCUACUGGACUCAGCCACUCUGGAACCUUGAAAAAGCAGCAGAAGUCGCAGAAGAAGUGGCAGAAGGAAUGUUAAGAAUGGAUCUGCGCCUCGUGAAGGACAUACAGCGAUUCCAAGUGACAGUAUAAGUAGUGAGGCUUCCUACGGGACUCAGCUACACCGAAGUAGAAGCAGAAGUAGUAGAAGGAGUAGCAGAAGCAGGGAUACCAAGAAUAUCACUCCUUAAGUUCCUUCGUCAGGUUAAUCUAAGGCUUCCUAUUGGAUACGGCAACUCAGGAUUCCCGAAAUAGACAGCGGGAGGAAUAAGAAGGACCACAACAAGAAUACUAAGGAUACCACUAUGCAGGAUCCUUCGUCAGGCUACUCCAAGGCCUCCAGGGACGUGACCAAGCUCUCCUGCACUCUCCCACUCUCCCAAACACUCACUUGUUGAACGACUUCCUCUGCGCCAAACAAGAUUCAACAGACUUCCUGCCUCCUUCAUCGUCUCCACCUCCUCCUCCUCCUCCUCCUCCUCCUCCUCCUCCUCCGUCUCCUCCUCUUCCUGCCCCAUCAUCGCUCUCCUCCGCCUUCCGUCUCACCUGCCCACCUGACCCAGACACCACGUGACCUUUGCCUGGGUGGCCCGUCUGAGGAUUAUUUCUGUUAGCCAGAGAGAGAGAGAGAGAGAGAGAGAGAGAGAGAGAGAGAGAGAGAGAGAGAGAGAGAGAGACGCGUAAGUUUCGAAACGCAUCAGGAAGUUUAGUAGCAGUCUCCCUCCCGCCAUUUCUUGCCUCCGGUGGGUUCAGUUCCCGACGGAGGCUGAGAAGAGGCGCACGAGAGCGAGGCGGCACGAGGACACGGCGAGUCGGCGGCACGCAAGGCUGGAGGACGGACGGGCGAUCACACCUCCCUGCUCCCUCCUUCAGGCUCUUCCUCCUCCUGUCGCGCCGUCAGGAGAAGCGUAGAGCCAACACGCUGCGCGCUGCCAAGAUUAAGUUCAAGGAGUGGAGUGCCUACGGACAGACACUGACCUUUCAGCGACCUAGUGACGGAGGAAAAUUGGGAUUAUUUGCAUACCUAUUAAUUUGAAGAUCAGUGACAUUUAUAGCUACUGACAAAGGGAAGUUAGAUUUACCCUUAAUUUGGAGACCAGAGUGAUCUUUUGUCUACCUACUGACGAAGGGAAAUGAGGUGCUAAGGUUACUUUCAAUUUGAAGACCAGUGUGACCUUUUUCGCUUACUACUGACGAACGGAAAAAUACUUCGCUAUCUAAAGGAGAACAGUGCAAAAAAAGAGAGAAAAAUACAUGUGUGUCGACUCACAGGAAGAGAGGCACGGAAAAGAAGUGAAAAAAAAAAAAUCUUCGCUUACCUGAAGGAGGAAAAAAGGUGUAGAAGAGAGAAGAGGAAAAGAUCUUCAUUUACUUGAAGGAAGAAAAAACAAUCAAAGAAACAAACAGCUGAAUGAAGGAGAGAAAAGUAGCUGUGUGUGACGCUGAUAGAUAGAGAAAGAAGCAAACAAAAAGUAAAGCUUGAGAGAGAAAGAGAGAUAUCAGUAAAGCUUGAGAGACCGAAAGAAAUAACGAAAAGUAAAGCUUGAGAUACAGGGAACGCUUCAGAGAGAGAGAGAGAGAGAGAGAGAGAGAGAGAGAGAGAGAGAGAGAGAGAGAGAGAGACUCCUAAGUGUUCCGGAGUGUCGAGCUGACCACUUGAGUACAUUGAUUCGAAGCACGUGGAGCUUCAUACUAUCGAUCCCGCUGCUUCAAGACAAACACACGAGAGAGAGAGAGAGAGAGAGAGAGAGAGAGAGAGAGAGAGAGAGAGAGAGAGAGCUGAAAAUAAACACUGCAAAAAGAUCGUAAUAAUUCGUAAAAGGAGUCGGUAAAAAUAAAGAAGAGACACAAGAAGAAUUGCAAUUAAGACCGAGAAAAAAAGAGGAAAUAAGAAAGAGGAUAGGAAACACUAAAACAACUCAGGAAAACAGUGAGGCGUGGUAAGAAAUGUGUAAGAGAUAAAAUAUUUGAACAAAAAUUACUGGAAAAUAGAACAUAGUGAAACAAAACAAGAAGAAAAAUAGAAGACAAAAAAGAAAGAUUAAGAUAGGAAAGAGUGGAAGAAAAUAAGCAUAGAUGAAAAAUACGAACGCCACAACAGAAUAAAUGAAUAUAAGCUAAAAAAAAAAAAACGAAAUAAAAGAAAACAGUAAGAAGAAUAAAAGAGACAACAGAAAACGUAAGAGAACAAAGGAAGAAAACUAAAUAUAGAGAAGAUUACUAAAACAAAUAAAAACCGUGUAACAGAAAGAGAUAGAAAAGUAAGAAGAGAAACUAUCACAUCUUUUUCCUUAUCUUUCUCGUCUUCCUCGUCACCGUGAGAAUGGUUGAAGAUCUGGACUUCCCUGUCAUCGUCCGCCGUCGUCGCCUGUACUCGCUGGAGUAUGGGUCGGGCGGGCUGGGGACCCCUCUCUCUCCCACCGUCCGUCGCUCCGUGGAUGAGAGUUCCUUGUGGAGGCGGCGGACGGGGGCCUAUGCCAGCGCGCCCUUCCGCCAGGCAUCCACAGACGAGAUCAGGCGAAGGAGGGAGAGUCUGGCCGCCAUGUCGCCUCACCACCGCUCCACCAGCGCCAUCCACCAUCCGUCAGGUGGAAGUGAAAGCUCUAACUUGCAGCGGAUGAGAAGCUCUCUGCUUGGCCAGUCUGCUCCCUCUCUCUCCAACUCGCUGAAGGAGCUGAGUUUGGUGCGACGGGGCAACAGGGUCCCGGGACAGAGGAAGAGUUUCAUCGCCACCACCUCCCCAACCCUCCCACGAUGUCACUCUCCCCUCAGCCAGAGCAGCCCCAUGGAGUCCCCAAGAAACAUGUCCCCACUCCAGCAUUUUGCAUUUGCACCAGUGAAGAGCCGCGAUGGUCGAAGGUGGUCAGUGGCGUCUCUCCCGUCCUCAGGCUAUGGCACCACCCCAGGCUCCUCCAACGUGUCGUCCCAGUGUUCAAGUCAGGAGAGGCUACACCAGAUAGGGGGUCAAGGGGCGAGUGGGGGCACAGGGCCACCAGCAGGGGCUCCCAACUUCAACAUUGGUUCCCCGGCGGUUGAUGAGGUCCGCCAAACCCACUCGCGCCACUUUUCCUCUGGCGAGAGCAACCCUUCUAUAGAUGAGGACGGCCGGCGGUCGCCCAUGAACAGGCCUCGCUCACGCUCCCUCAGUCUGGCCUGGCUGUGCAUCUCCACACUUGAUAGUCCAAUACGCUCCCCUGUGGUGGACAAUGAGAUCAUCAUGAUGAACACCCUCUACAAGGAACGCUUCCCCAAGGCAACGCAGCAAAUGGAGGAGAGACUAAACACCUUCAUUGAGGACAACCGGACCAUGGAGGUGCAGGGAAGCCCCGACAUAGCCCAGGACGGAGUGGCCAUUGCCCGUUUUGUCCACCACCAGGUCAUUGAGAUGGCCAAGGAUUGUCUGCAGAAGUCUCAGGAAAAGCUAAUAACCAGCAGAUAUUUCUACGAACUUUCAGAAAAUUUAGAGAAGCUACUUUGUGAGACAAAAGACAAGUCGCCGGACGCCGCCGCUCACCUCACGUCCCUCAUUAAGAAGCUGCUGCUCAUCGUGUCCCGGCCAGCACGUCUCCUGGAGUGCCUGGAGUUUGACCCUGAGGAGUUCUACCACUUGUUGGAGCAGGCGGAAGGUCAGGCCAGGACCAACCAGGGCAUCAAGACAGACAUCCCUCAGUACAUCAUCACCAAACUUGGCCUCAACAGGGACCCCUUGGCUGAGCUGAGUGAUGACCUGGCAGCUGAUGGUGAUGCAGAGGACAGCACCGGCAGCGGGACAAGUGCUAGCGGUGCAAACUCCCGCAAGACCUCCAACUCUGAGUACUCCCCGGGCCAGUCUUCCACUCACUCCUCCAGCCCGCCCUCCAAGUCCUCACCCAAGGAGGAGGAGUAUGAGAAUGUCAAGUUGAUAUCCAAUGGGGCGUACGGAGCUGUCUACCUUGUCCGCCACAAGAUCAGCAAGGAGCGCUUCGCCAUGAAGAAGAUCAGCAAGCACAACCUCAUGUUGCGGAAUCAGGUGGAGCAGGUGUUUAACGAGCGGGACAUCAUGAGCUUCACAGACAAUCCCUUCGUUGUGUCCAUGAUCUGCAGCUUUGAGACCAAGAAGCAUUUGUGUCUGGUGAUGGAGUAUGUGGAGGGUGGAGACUGUGCCACGCUGCUCAAGAACAUGGGUCCCCUCCCACCUGACAUGGCGAGGUUCUACUUUGCUGAGACUGUGCUGGCAGUUGAAUAUUUACACAGUUAUGGCAUUGUUCACCGAGACCUCAAGCCAGACAACCUCCUGAUCACUGCCCUUGGCCACAUCAAGCUGACAGACUUUGGCCUCAGCAAGAUGGGUCUCAUGUCCUUGGCCACCAACUUGUACGAAGGUUACAUUGACAAAGAGACGAGGCAGUUUUCAGACAAGCAGGUGUUUGGCACGCCAGAGUACAUUGCUCCAGAGGUCAUUUUGAGGCAAGGCUACGGGAAACCGGUGGAUUGGUGGGCGAUGGGUGUUAUCCUGUAUGAAUUCUUGAUUGGCUGCGUCCCCUUCUUUGGGGAGACGCCUGAGGAACUGUUUGCCCACACGGUGAAUGAUGACAUAGAGUGGCCCAGUGAAGAGGAGUGGCCCGUGCAGGAGGAUGCCAAGGACCUGAUCUCAGCGCUGCUCCACCACUCGCCGCUGGAUCGCCUUGGUACAGUAGGAGGUGCCAUGGAGGUGAAGGAGCACGUCUUCUUUAUCCCCAUCGACUGGGAUUCACUCUUGAGGCAAAAAGCCGAGUUUGUGCCCCAGCUGGAUAACGACGAGGACACAAGCUACUUUGAUACUCGGUUAGAUCGGUACAACCACGAGUUGGAGGAAGACAGUGAGGAAGGAGGAGAGGGUGGAGCAUUCCCUUCCUUCUCCUCAUACUCUCCAAGGUACCACAAGAUCACGUCAUCACAUUCUGCUGACGUGCCUCAGCUAGACACCAGUUUCCAGACGGAGGCUUCGAGUGAGGGAGGACAGGACAAUGCUGACCCUCGAGAUUCUGUGUCUCGUGGGGACUCUGGACACAGCGACCAAUCAGAGUCCUCACGGUCCACCCUUGAGUCCUCCACGAACACUCCAGAGACGGAGAGCCAGGACCUCCCAGCGACCCCUGAUGUGACUGGUGGUAAGCUAGAGGGAGGGCCAGUGUGUCAGAGCACCCCAGAGUCCUCACAGACUGAGAGCGAGGAUGUGUCACCCCAAGUCCAGAGAAGAAGACGGCUGCACUCUCACUCUAGAGAUUCUCUGCCAAGAUUCUCCAUAUCUGGAGAAGAAGACUGGCUAAGUUUGUUCCUUUCAAGCAUGGAGGGCGGAAGCUUGCGGGAGUUGUCGCCGGUGGACGAGCGACCAGGAGCCUCGGAAAGACUGUCCAUGCCGAAAUUCAACGUGCCGCCCUCAUCGCCAGCCUUCAAGCAAAGGACGAGGCAGGUGAUCAAGAGUGCCUCUGCCUCGGGCCUCUCCCUCAUGAUCCCUACAGACGACAGUUCUCCACAGCCCAUCCAGUCUCCAGGUGGCUCCAGCACAGCCUCUUCCAGGGAUGCCUCACCCUCCAGAGAAAUAUCUCCUCUCGUCAACUCCCUCAAGCCUCCCACUAUCAUCCGCCGAGGUCCGCAGGGCUUCGGCUUCACUAUCCGAGCCAUCAGGGUCUACUUCGGGGACUCUGACUACUACACUGUGCAUCACCUGGUCAUGGAUGUUGACCAGCGGAGUCCAGCAUUUGAGGCCGGCCUGCGUCCUGGGGAACUCAUCACCCACAUCAACGGGGAGCCCAUCCAGGGAAUGUUCCACACCCAGGUCGUCACGCUGCUCAUGAGUUCCACCGACCAUGUCUCCCUCCGCUCAAUGCCACUGGACCAGACUUCCAUCAGGGCAGGUGGGCGGAAGAGACAUCCAGGCGCGUCCAAGCUGGCCAAGCGUCUGCCAGCAGCCAAACCACGCCGCUCCAAGAAGGAGUCAGAGAAGAGACGGAAAACUUCACUAUUCCGGAGGGUGUCCAACAAGAGAGUCUCCGCGGAAAUUCAGCAGCUGAGUACUCCUCAGUCGGCUCCUGUUUUAUCUCCUGAUUUUGUGCCUCAGUUCUCAGCUACUUUGCUUGCCGCCUCAGGGUCACCCCCCAUGCUGACACCCAGCCGGAGCUUCCAGUCCCUCAACCGCUCCGUCUCCUCCCAGGACAGCAUCCCCAGUUCUCCCACACGCUGCAAGUCACCUCACUCACCUCCCACUGCCCGCCUCUUCUCCCCCUCAGUGGAGCAGGUCCAGUCGCCCCUGAACUCCUCCGGGUCCUCCUCCCCCACGUCCUCAGUGCCGAACUCCCCUGCCGGCUCAUCCACUCUCCACCAGAGGCCGUCAUCCCUCCACGUCAACCACAAGGUAGCCAACGUCAACUGCUUCCGCUCUCCAAACAGGCGAAAGUCAGUGGGUCAUAUCCCGCUCUCCCCCCUGGCCCGCACUCCCUCCCCCUCACCCCUGCCAGCCUCUCCUACCCGAUCCCCAUCACCAUUGGUCCACCAUCACCAUCACCAUCAUCACCACCACCACCAUCACUGUCCUGGAUCCUCCAACACCACCCAGACCUACUCCCCUGGCUCCUCACUCACCCCUGGGCCAGCCUCAAAGAAGUGUCUCGGUCGGCCCAAGAGUGCCGAGCCGGGGUCUCCACUGCUGCGCCGUGCCCUGUCCCCAGACCGCCUUCACCCGCGGUCUGCUGAGGCAAAGGGCACAGCCACCAUCAGCCCCCUGGCCACUCCCUCCCCACCCAAGCUGACCAACAAUCCCCCAAGACUCACCAUCACCAGCCAGUCGCCGCCCAACUAUGAGACCCCCAGCGUGCUGCGGUCCAGCGGCCUGUCCCAGCGGUACAGCGGUGCCGUCAGCCUCCCACCAGCACUGUCCACCAGCCCUCUGGAGGAGGCUCCUGAGGAACUGGAUUCACCUGAAAGGCAGGAAGCAUCACGGACAAGUUUUUGUGAGAGCCCCCAGAGCGGGCGAGGACAAGCCCCCCCAGGGACCAGCACCGAGGCCACUCCUGGGCCUGGCAAGGAGGGCCGCCCCACGGGCUCAGCUCAGGGUGGUGGACAGCACUGCUGCACCACAGACAAGAGACCCAACAAAGAGCACACAGAAGGAAAGGAGAAGGGCCGGAGCGACAGUCGUAGCCGCAGGGACACGAGGGACCUGCGGCGGGAGGACAGCAAGCGCGAGUCUCGGCGCACAGCUCAGGAAAAGAGGGAGUUGUUCAAGGCCGGCAAGGAGAAGGAAGGCACCUCCUAGGGUUGGCCCUCCGCUGGCCCCCCUGCACCCACAAGUGGCACCAACGCGUGCCUCCAACACUUGUGUGUCUUCUGGGCGGGGCCGCGGCCAUCCCCCUCUUGUAAGAAGUAAGGAGACUGUUUGCAGCUUGUGAUGAUUUCUUCCUUUCCUCUCUUGGACAAAUGUUGCUAUCUUUAGCAAGUAGCAGAGCUACUGAAAUCAUUCCUGGUAUAUUGUUGGUUUGUGUUGUGUGGAGUUGUUGUGAUGCCACAAGGUCUGGUUGUGUUACUACCAUUGUGAUAUUACAGAGACCACAAGUCUUAAUCUUGCGUGUCUGUCUCAGUCGCCAAUAUGUAGGCACCAAAACUUCGGUCCCUGUCAUUUUGUAAAUACUUUAUAAUACGUUUAUCUCAAAGAUUUUUAUGUUUUUACUUACUGUUUAAAGUUGUCUGUGUUAUAACUGCAUAUUAUCUAUAUAUACGUACUCAUACUCAUUUUAUCAAGCUCAUGGAGUUCUCUAGUGUUGUAUAUAUUUUGUCCCUCAUUGUCAUGUUGCUGUACAAUUUUACAGUUGCCAUGUUGGAGCCAUCAGGUGGAAUUUAGCAUAUUGGACACUUUUGCCGUUUCCAUUCUUCUUCCCUCAGGUUCAAGGGGCAAUUCAAAAAAAAUAAUUGUUGAUGGCUGUGGUUUUGGUUAAGCUCUUGGUGAUGUGUUCUGCUUGUGUUUCCUUGCUGUAAAAGAUACCAUGAUGUGUACUUAAGAUAAUAGUUUUAAUUUGUAUUCCAUUUGUGAAGUCACCGCCGGUGUACACACGAUGCACUACUUGGACUCACAUAGAAACUGAUUAGGCUCUUAGUUGGUAUGGUGAGACACCAUUGGCAUUUUGUAUGUCACUCAAUAGUUGCUUGAAGUUCAUUAGUAUUAGUUAAAAGUUCAUAGAUUUGAUGAAUUAUAGUCAUAUUUUUCUCCUUGAAAGGCGAUGUGCUUUAGGAGUCGAGCCAUCUCCUUCGGUGUGGGUUAUCCGGCUAACUUUUCAUGUUAAUUCCAGGAGACUUUCUUGUAACAAGGCGCGUAAAUGUUGUUCUUAUGGACGUAAUAAUGAUGCUUCCUUUAUGCAUUUGUCUCGCAAGACCAAGCUGAUGGUCCGGUAAUGUCUGAAGCUUUUCCAUAGUUGUAAUUUGUCAAUUUUUCUCAUUAGGUAGCAGUGAGGAAAAUUCGUAAAAAUGUGUAGAAAACGUUUGUAAAAGGAAAUAAUUAUUUUCACUAUAGUGAGUGUAGUUUACAAAUUGUUAUUAUUUUCAAGAUGUGGUUAGUCAGUACUUUUAGCUUGCUGUCGUGCUUCACCAGAGCUGCCAGGGACCAGUGGCAUGCCACCUCUGCUGGGGAACAUUUGAUCGAGGUCUUCCUUUUUGCCUCCCGCCUUGGAGCGCCUCGCCGUGACUUUCCCAAUCAUGCAGGGGAGAAUGAUGAACCAAACUUACCUUUAGUCACUGGAGUGCACCAUGACUUUCUCUGCCACUGGUGGGGGGCUGGCUGGGCGGGCACUCCUGCCUUCAGGAUGCCUGGUGGGGACCUUUUGGUUCACCUCUUGGUUUAGGUUUUAUGUUCCACUUGAGGCUCAAUGUUCCUUUGGUUUCUGGUUUCUGAAAUCAUAUAGUUUGUUAGUUAUCUUGCUUAUGGGUUUCUCCAACACAAGAAUCCAGUGUUUACUCAGUGCAAGAGAAUUUUAUAGAAAUCAAAUUUGAAAAAUAAAAAAUAAAAGAUGAAAACCCACAUGUAGAAGGAAUGACAACUUUCAUGAAAUUUGAAUGGUCAUGAUUUUGAAGGCUUUCUUUUCCCAAGUGUUAGCAGAGAACUUUCUUCAGUUUACCCUGAGACAAUUUCAAAGAAAACUGACAGGCUGUCACACGAACCAGAAUUAAAGAGUGAACAUCAGUCCCGUCAUGACCCAUCCAGAACACUAACAGAUUUAUAAAAAAAGAAAUGAGAUAUAAAUAAUUACACAACGCUUUAAUAUAUAUAAAAUUACAUAAUGUUGAAAUAUUUGAACUAUAUUUUUUGUACUAAAGGAGACCUAAGGGAAUUUUUUUAUUUUUUUCCAUUUAAAGCAAGGAUUUGGUGGCUAAGCUUUACCUUUGAAAAAUGUCAUUUACAACUGAGAGGAAAAUGUUUCUUCAAGGCUUCUUUUGUACUAGCCGAAGUGUAAUCUUCCAGAUAUGGCCUGAGGAGUGUUGUAUUAUCAUUUAAUAUUUGUAAAGCUCCUGCAUUGCAUCACAGGCAGACGAGGACCGACCGGAGUGCCAUUUUCAUAUCCAACAUGGUUGCUACGUCGUCACAUCCCAUGUUUUCUAGAUAAGUACAUACUAGGAAAAAUAAAUGUCUUAGAUUUCCA